AGCUCGGUCUGUCUUCACUGCUUUAACUGUAUUUGCGUGAAGUAAUCGGGAGCAAAUGGAUACAAAUACCAUAUUUGUAGCUGUUCUCAUUCUACACUUUUCUUUUUGUGUGGCAUCAAAGGGACAAUUUGAUGGAAUACAGGACAUGAUUUUGUCCGGGUCUGUGUUCCAGAUAUUUCGAAGAACAACGUUACAGCAGUGUCGCCGACUGUGUGGCUAUUCAUCCAGAUGUCUCUCGGUCAACUGGUCGUCGUUGGCCAAGGAAUGUCAGCUGAAUUCAAAGACCGGGAACAGGGAAAGUUUGCAAUUAUCUGACAAGAACAUCUACCUACCAGUCCAACAGAUGACACCGCAGGCUCAUCCAUGUGCAAAUCAGCCAUGCAGUACCAACCACAUGUGCAUCCCCGUCAACACUGCUAAAGACCAUAUAUGUGUACGUGUUGGUGUGUUCAUACCACAAACUACUGAAGCAGGAAUGGCAACAGCGUCUGCAACAACCACAACAGCUACGGCAACAGUAUCUUCUCAAGCAGCCUCUUCAACUACAUCUACUGUACCUCCUCCUUCACUUGAAGUGACUAUAACUGCUACAACUACUGCCCCAACCACCACCCCUGCAUCAACCACUACUACUAUUACUACUACUCCAACCACCACCCCUGCAUCAACUACUACUACUACCCAAACCACCACCCCUGUAUCAACGUUUACUACUACCACUACCACUACCACUACCACUCCUACUGCCACCACCCCUAAGCCUGCAUCAACCACUACUACUACUACUCCAACCACCACCCCUGCAUCAACCACUACUACUGUUACUACUACUCCAACUACUACCCAUGCAUCAACUACUACUACCACCCCAACCACCACCCCUGUAUCAACGUUUACUACUACCACUACCACUACCACUACCACUACCACUCCUACUGCCAUCACCCCAAAGCCUGCUUCAACUCAUGCAAUAACGAUUCCAGAUACAACCGAAUUUGAAAUGACAAGUCUUGAAACGACCACAACUCCUGCACCGACAACAUCAGCUCCAGCAUCAACGUCAACUGCCGAACUGGCGAGCACGUCUGAUCCAUAUAACGACACAUGUGUAACGGACGUCGACUGUACUACACCUCCUGGCAGAGCUUGCUCUGGUGGUGUCUGCAUAUGUUCCAUCGGAUACGACAUGGACGAGACCAGCGUUGUGUGCAGAAAGCUGACAGAAUGCUCAUCACUUGGAUCUGAGUUCACCCUCCAUGUGGACAAGUAUAUAAAGCAAACGAACUUUAAGACCAUUGAGUAUACAACGUCUGAAGAAUGUGCCCAGUUGUGCUUGGAAGCAGACACAGUGUGCAGAUCGUUUGAAUAUGGUUAUAAUAACUGCCACUUGCAGGACGUCACGUGGUUCAGUGUCGUCAGCAACAAACGUAGGUCCGGGAGUGGUUCGCGUCAUUACCAGCGUAGAUGUAACUGGUGAGGCAGACGUGCCGUCACUGUCCCGCAGCAUGGUCUAAAUUUAUAAUUGUACCUUUCCUUAAAAACCGAUAGAAAUGGUCCAGAGAACUUUCGUGUUUUUCUUUAGUGGGUGUGUAGUACAAAUUUAUACAACUGAUAUUUUUGCCAUCUAGUUUGAGGAAGAUGUGUGAAGAACAAGCUGGUUUUAGAGCUUAUUAUGCAAAUAAAUUGUCAUUUCUAUA
Molecule: messenger RNA, 1697 nt
Organism: Haliotis rufescens (red abalone)
Lineage: Eukaryota; Metazoa; Mollusca; Gastropoda; Lepetellida; Haliotidae
Product: integumentary mucin A.1-like
Exons: 4
Coding region: 56-1477 (473 amino acids)
Source: RefSeq, a predicted model, not a curated record